Molecule: messenger RNA, 1992 nt
Organism: Spodoptera exigua (beet armyworm)
Lineage: Eukaryota; Metazoa; Arthropoda; Insecta; Lepidoptera; Noctuidae
Source: the annotation of a GenBank genome assembly
AUGCUACUUGGGAUGUCAUCUCUCGCACAGAGUGAGGAGAGAGCGAGUGCGCCAAGUAAUGCGGGCGAUCGUGCUGCGCUAAAGGCGCUAGAGCGAGAGAAUGCGUUGUUAGCGCAGACCAUUGCAGAGUUACGGGCCGGGGGCGCCGCGCCAGAGGGCGCUAGUGAAGAUUUAAUACAACUGAAAGAAGAAUUGGCGACGUUAUCGAAGAGAAAUGCUGAUUUAGAGGCUCAAGUUAGAUGUUAUGAACAAUUGAAUACUGGCAUUAGUACGCAGGACAUGCCAGCUACUCCACAAGAGAUGGCGACGCGAAUCCGUGAGAUGGAAGUCAUCAUCCAAGCUCUGAACAUGGAGAAGGAGGAACUAUUGAAAGACAAAGCUGAUUCCUCUGAGAAACUUAGGCUACAGGACAAGGAGUUAAAGGACGCGCUAUCACAACGUAAGCUUGCGAUGACGGAGUACAACGAAGUUACAGAACGAUUGUCUGAACUUAGACAACAGAAACAGAAGCUCUCGCGGCAGGUCCGUGACAAAGAGGAAGAGCUAGAAGUAGCGAUGCAGAAGAUAGAUGCGUUGCGACAGGACAUACGGCGCACUGAGAAGGGACGGAGGGAACUCGAGGCUAGGCUCGACACUGCUAUAUCUGAAGCUACCAAGGAGCGCAAGUUACGCGAGGAAUCGCUCCGUAGUUCACGCGUAGAAACGGGCGCGCCGCCCGCCGCCUCUGCCGCCGCGGACGUCGCCAGGCUGCAGGCCGAGGUCGAGACUCUAGAGUUACAAUACAAGGAAUCGCUAGCGCAGCAACAGGCGCGGUUCCAGGCGGAAUUAGCCGCGCUCAACGACCAACUGCAGGAGGGAGACGCGUUACGCAACGUUCUCAAUAGAGAGUUGCAAACAUCGAAGGAGAAAUUGGAAAGUCGGCGCCUCGAACAGUUGUCGGAUAGUGAAGACAAACAGAUGCUUAUGAACGAGAACAGGAAGCUUGCCAAGGACCUGGACGCUGUGAAUAGCAAAUUGGCAGAGAACGGUAGAAGAUGGCAGGCAGAACGAAGACAGAUGGAAAUAGAGUUAGAGGAGUUGAGAGCCAAGAGAGAUACCAUGCAGCAUUGGGAGACACAGGUCAGUGAUAUAGCCGACAUUAUCCGAUGGGUGGCCGAUGAAAAGGAAGCUCGAGGCUACCUACAAGCACUCGCUACUAAGAUGACUGAGGAAUUGGAGUAUCUUAAACAUGCGAGUGCAUCCCGAUCCUCCCUAGUCGUGGCCUCGUCCCCGCCAUCGGGCGGUGGUAACGAGGCGCGCGGUACGGGCGGCUGGAGGAACCGACGCUCGCAGAAACUCGACAAAAUGGAGAUACUCACUCUACAGUCCUCGCUGCACUCCGAAAUACAAGCCAAACAGGCGGUGGGAGAGGAACUUUCUAGAACCAGAGCUGAGCUGCUUGCUAGUCAGAGAGAACUAUUGGAAACCCGACAACGAUUGGACUCCCUUGCACACGAUAUGAAGCGCAAGGAACAACAUAUACGCGACAUGCAAGCCAGACUCGAUGCGCCUCACCAACCCGGUAACUCCUUUUUGGACCGACCACCGUCACAGAUGAGCUACCUAGACCAAUUCCUGAAGGAAGCGCCGACGGAACGACAUUACGAUAAUGUGGCUACUAUCAACGAACAAAAGUUAAUGUACGGCUCUCAACAAUCGGCUGCGUUGAGUGGGUCGGUGGAGUUACAAGACGAAUUGGAAGGCCCCCGGGCGUCAUCACCGGCAUCCAGCAAGAGUUCCCCCAGUGAAAUCUCAACAGUCAGUAUGGAUCCAUCGCUGGGCCCCACGGUACCAGGCAAACAGAAGGUGCAUCAGUUCUUGGUGAGGACGUUCAGCAGUCCUACUAAGUGCAACCAUUGCACUUCCCUCAUGGAUUGUAAAUUUGAACAUCCAUUCACCCCGUUUUACAUGCCACAUCUGCUUGGAAUCUUUACGCUAGCCACUAAGUUGUGA